Molecule: messenger RNA, 1863 nt
Organism: Phaeoacremonium minimum UCRPA7
Lineage: Eukaryota; Fungi; Ascomycota; Sordariomycetes; Togniniales; Togniniaceae
Product: putative nitrate assimilation regulatory protein nira protein
Exons: 8
Coding region: 1-1863 (620 amino acids)
Source: RefSeq, a predicted model, not a curated record
AUGGUGCAAGAGGCCGCCAAAACUCGUCUGGAGACCUUGGAGAAGCUGUUCGCCUCGCUGCAGACAACGUCGCCGACCGAGAGCGAGCGUCUGGUCCAGCGCAUCCGGACGGGCGAGAAUCUCUCGUCCAUAGUGGACGACCCCGAGGCGAGCCCGGCCGUCUUCGAGACGUUGACCGAGCAGAGCUCAAGCUCUGGCAGUGCGCUCGAUACGACUCCGCAUCUAGAGAACCUGGACAUCGACCCUCUAAUACCAGCUGGGCCCGUCACGUUGAAGGGCAAGACUCCGGUGCACACGGUUUCUCUGGCUGAUGGCGCAGUAGGGUUGACGACUGCAGAGGUCCCAUUUAUUGUUCAGAUGAAAUUACCAACCUCUGAGUUCGUGAGGGCCGCACUCGAGGCGUUCUUCAGCUCGACAGGAAAGCUGUUCCAGUUCUUCUCCCGAGAGCAAGCAGCGAGAUACUAUGACAUGGUGUUCGACCAAGACUCCACCGAGGUCAGCAAAGUCGCAGUGUGCUGCGUGGCUCUGGUCGCUGCCAUGGGGCUGCAAUACGAACAGAGCGAGGAGAACGCGAGUCGGGAGAAGAUGGACGGAUUAUACAAUGUCGCAAAACACUACUACGAGGCGGUCCUAGUAGAACAUCCUCUAGAUGCUAUCAAAGUCUGCGGGCUUUUGGCCAUGUUCAACAUAUUCGACAAGGUGACGAUAUCUUUGGCGUAUAUUGGGAUGACGGAGAAGGUGGCUUUGACGGAUUUUGAUGUAGACAACUCAACGAAUCUUGCUGAUCUGGUACAAUCGGAACUCACAAAGAUAUCCAUCCUCAAAGCCGACAUUCUACGCUUGAACCUACUUUUCAAGGACCUUUCAUUUCUCACAAUCGAGACUAUUCUCCUAGAUCUACGAGAAUGGCACGCUCAGCUACCGAGCCUAAUGCAUCUUCACAACGUACAGAAUGCAUCUCUACCGUGGAAUCUGCGUUUGACGAUCUACCAUGUGCACCUCCUGUACUUAGGCGCAUUUAUGCUUUUGUAUCGCAGGAUAGCAUCUCAAAUUGUCAAGAAUCGUGGAAUCCCGGGCGAUAGGACACUCCCCUCGCGACCGUCUAAGGAGCUCGUUGGGUGUGCGGAGGAGGGCGUUCUCUCGGCCAAGAGCACGGCGAGGAUCCUCGGUACGCUAAUGGCAGAUAACGGAGUCUUCAAGAAGUGCUGGCUCGUCAUCUACCAAGCAUAUACUGCCUGCACAGUUGUCCUGUAUUCAGUCGCGCAGAAACAGCUUCACUUUCUAACAGCCUGCGACACCGAUGAUGAUCUAGAAUGCGCGCGAAUCUGUCUGAGCACGCUGGAGUAUUGCGGGUCCUGUGACCCCGUAGCAGCCAAGUUCCACGCCAAACUAUCAUCUAUAUACCAGCGGCUAACCGAAGACGUACCAACUCUGGAUUCCAUGUUUCAAGACCCUAGAUUGGGUGUUCUCACCGGGCCAUCUCAGUUCUUCCCGCGCCAAUACCUCCUCCGGGUCCCAGAGGACGGCAACCCGGAGCUCAUGGCGCUUGCAUUGGACCUCCUAGUCAUGCUGUGCAAGCCCUUUGGCGGCUUGGAGAACAAGAAGCAUGUUGACGAUAACAUUGAAAACGCGUGGAAAACAGACCCGACCCGCUACGAGCACCCACAGCUCAUCGAGCGUCUGGAGUGGAAUGUCGAGAACUCUGUGCCUUUUCAUUGGGACAUGGGUCAACUCGGCAGCGGAAGUAGUAAUGAGUGCCACGACACGCGGCUGCAGACAAUUUCAUGCCAACGCAAAAAUAUCGUUGAGUUGAUGCGAAUAGGAUUGAAUUACUGGAAUUUAAUUGCAAUCAGCCGCGGUUAA